Plasmodium relictum is the source of this 204-nucleotide messenger RNA. RefSeq names its product conserved Plasmodium protein, unknown function. The transcript is spliced from 2 exons. The record is from RefSeq and is a predicted model, not a curated record. Lineage: Eukaryota; Apicomplexa; Aconoidasida; Haemosporida; Plasmodiidae. Bases 1 to 204 code for a protein of 67 amino acids.
AUGAGAUCCUGUUAUUCUCACAAAGGUACUAGCCCUGGAAAACAUAUUGGAAAAUGUGUAUCGUACGAUUCAAUUGAGAAAACAGAUAUGAACUCAGGAGAUAAUGGGACAUAUUCCUACUGCACUAUAUGUGGUAUAGUUCACAAAGAUCCUCAUAAACAAGCUUUGUACCCCUUACGAGAGGAUCAAUACAGAUGCAAUUAG